Messenger RNA from Colletotrichum truncatum, 1326 nucleotides. RefSeq names its product pex2 pex12 amino terminal region. Lineage: Eukaryota; Fungi; Ascomycota; Sordariomycetes; Glomerellales; Glomerellaceae. Gene Ontology annotation, cellular component: peroxisomal membrane; peroxisomal importomer complex. Gene Ontology annotation, biological process: protein import into peroxisome matrix; protein monoubiquitination. The record is from RefSeq and is a predicted model, not a curated record. Gene Ontology annotation, molecular function: ubiquitin-protein transferase activity; protein binding; zinc ion binding.
AUGGAGUUCAUGACCGCCCUCCGGGGCUCCUUUGACGAUCAGAAACCGUCCCUCUUUGAAUUGCUGUCGGAGCAGCAGCUCAACUCCCUCCUCCCGCCGACGAUCCGCUACCUCCUUACCGUCGCAACACAGCGUUACCCGCGUUACCUGCUCCGCGCCCUCAACUCUUUCGACGAGCUCUACGCGCUGUGCAUGCUCGUCGUCGAACGCCACUACCUAAAGACUCGCGGCGGCAGCUUCACCGAGCACUUCUACGGCCUCAAGCGCGAAAAGGCCUUGCACGCCGAGAUCCCGCGCGCCAGUGCCUCCGCCCCGGAUAUCGUCCGAGACACGCUGAAGCUGUCGACGAAGGAUGUGUGGAUGAACCUUGCCGUCAUGGUGGGCAUUCCUUACCUCCGCCGCAAGCUUGACGAGGGCUACGAGGUCAACGCCCCGCGCGCCCUGCUGGGUGCCGCAUACACCCAGAUGCCGCCGAACCCGACGCUGAAGCAGCGCUUCCUGCACUACUACCGCUGGUUUCUGAGGAACAUCUACCCUAGCGUCAACGCAGCAUAUUACUUUGCGCUGCUGUCUUUCAACCUCGCGUACCUAUUCGACAACAGCAAAUACCACAACCCCUUCAUGUGGCUCAUCGGCUCGCGAGUGAGGAGGAUGACAGGCGCAGAUUACCAGGCCAUCGAUGCGCUGACCAGCGGCAAGCCCACCGGCAAGGGCGGCGCGCCUCCCGGCUGGCGGUCGUUGUUCUCGCCGCGGGAGAUGGGACCGCGUGUCCUGUCCAGUCUGUCGCUGCUGCUACCGAUGAGCAUCUUUGCCCUCAAGUUUCUAGAGUGGUGGCACGCGUCAGACUUUGCAAAGCAGCUGUCACGCAAGGCGACGGAGACGCUGGAUCUCCCGCCACCCGUGGUCUCGGGGCUGACGGGCAAGGGAGGAGCGAGGGCUGCCAAGGGCGGCGCCGAGAAGGGCAAGGGCAAGGAGAAGGUUUCUGGUGGCGACGACGACAACGGCGAUGAGGCAGCGGCUGUUCCGGCCGCGGAGACGGCGCCCAUCGCGACGCCCUCCUUGUUGCCUAUUUACACGGUCCCUGUCCCCGAGGAUUCUGCAAUGUGUCCCGUCUGCGAAGAGCCCAUUGUCACCCCGACGGCGUGCCAGACUGGCAUUGUCUUCUGCUACUCGUGCAUUCACCGCUGGGUUGAGGGCGUACAUCCGAAGCAGGAAGAGUUUAUGGCGGAUAAAGAGGGCAAGUGGGAGAGCGGCCAGGGACGAUGCGCGGUGACAGGCCGACGCGUCCUGGGUGGCACGGAGGGGUUGCGGAGGAUCAUGGUGUAA